Molecule: messenger RNA, 3213 nt
Organism: Eimeria maxima
Lineage: Eukaryota; Apicomplexa; Conoidasida; Eucoccidiorida; Eimeriidae
Exons: 14
Coding region: 1-3213 (1070 amino acids)
Source: RefSeq, a predicted model, not a curated record
AUGAAGCUCACGGGUCUCGAGUCAUUUGUAGCGGGGUGGCUAAUGUUCCUAGCCUUCGCCUCAGCAGAAGAAGGACUGUCAAAUCGCUUGGAUAGUAGAAGCUCAAUUCGAGGAAAUGCUGAUGGUUUCUUAGACGAGAUAAAACUGUAUUUACUGGACACCCCCCUACGACUCCCAAAAGGUCUGGAUCCCAUGGAACCGUCCUCGGCUGCUACUGCGGAGUCGAACUUGGCAGUAUUAGAGAAUUUUCUAGAGGACAAAGAGAUGCUGGAAGCUCUUGACAGUGCUAAGCUGCAAGUGUGCGCUAAGUUGCAGGACACUACCUGUCGUGGACAUUUGAAGAGCAUAUCUUGUGAAACGGUAAACAUUACCGAACUGCGGCAUUCUGUUAUACAAACAGAAGCUCACAUUAACUCUACAGACGGAGAUACAGCUGCUUGUGACGACGCACUCCGCCAUGGGCUUAUACUUUUUGACAUUCUCGUCAUAGUGCAGCCGAUCAAAGAGUUUCAAAGACAUCCUUCCGCGGGCCCACGCCAUGCCCUAAAUAGCCUCUUUUCUGCUCUCAAUGUAGCUACUGUAGGAGAUGCGCACGAAUCAGGUCAAACCCGAUCCACUGAAGCCGCCAGACCGUCAAGUAGCAGCACUAUCUUUGCUGAAGAAUUUAUCGAAAUGCAAAAACACAAGAACAGGGCGAAAACAAGCCAAGAAACCUCAGAACGGACGACCGCCUUUCCAGGUGUUCUAGAGAGCAUCCUUAGCACCUUUCCAGGCCCCUAUCUAGCGUUUGCAGGAGCCGGCGGCCCAAUCGCGGAGAUGCAUGCUAUUGAGCAUAUGAACAAUUUGCAGCAGAUGCUCCCUACAGAAGGACUGGAGUACUCUAUGCCUUUGGAGCGGUAUGCUGGAGGACGAAUAAAUUUUCGACGGCUUUGCAUGAGCUUCAGGGCUGACCGUGGAGCUGAAUUGCUACUAGAUACGCCUUGCUUGUACGAAGACACUGUACUUGCGCGUUUAGAGGCAACCGCUGAGAAAAGCAGCGUUCCUGCGGCAGAGGAAACAGCUUUGCUGGAGUCUACUCCACAUGCUCAAGAACAAGGAGAAACACCAUCGAAGACAGCCAGCAAAAACGCUGAGUUGGAUUUCUUAUUGCUGGCAAUUAGAGGCGGGAAUCACAGGGCGGCUGCACACCUCCUGGAAUCUGCGCUGUGCAAGAAGGUCGUGAAGAAGCUAGGCUCGAGAGCUGCCAGACUCAUUGCCCGGAUUGAUAACUUACUGAACUCCACUGCUAAGGAAGCCGCUUGUGGAAGAGCUUCUGGGAAGUGCCCUAAAAAAGCAAUAUCCAAGCAGAGUCCGCUGCAGACAAUUGGAAAACAACCAGCUGUGCUCUCCCGAUUCCAUAUGAGAGGCACCGUUGGGCACAGCAUAUUCCGGGUAUUCUUUUUCCUCAGUGGAAACAGGUGGAAGAAUAGCAAAGAACUGACCGCGUGUACCGAUAGUGUCGAUAACAUACUCCGAAACUUUGCAGCACUAGUUUCGGAGCGUGCGACAUCCGUUCUCUUAUCCCGGUGGCUACCGCAUACCGUACGAAGGCUCAUGAAGAAAUUUCUGCGCCGAAAGUAUUCGAAAAGACACCUCCGCUUCCUUCUGUCGAAGCUCCCACCUGAUUUCUACGUGAAGCUUUCCUCAUGCAUCGAAGUCCUCGUCCACCCGCUCGUCUUCGUCCACCUAAAUCAGCUGGCGUUUACUGGGUCGGAACUGUCAGGUGCUCGAAGUCCUGCUGGCGGUCUUUCAGAAAAGCUUGACAACCUCAUAGCUGACGCAGCUACGGAGGGACUUCCACAACAUUUAAAGAAGAAGCUUCAAUCGGGCGAAGAGACAACUGUAAAGGAUUUCAAUGGAAUCAACUUUGCUCAUGUUCAUCCGCCAAAACUAAGGACGUGGCAGGAAUACCUCAAGCUGGAGCUUGAAAACAGCUUGGCUACCUGGUUGAUGAAGCCGAGUAGCAGAGAGAGGAUAGAAAACGAAUGCAGGGGAGGCAGAGGUUCAAACAUAGUUGCCCUUUUCAGGGACUGCAUGGACCUUCUAAAGAGCUCCGAUGCUGAAAACCUCACGCUGAUUGGGAAACUUGUCAGUCCAAGAGAGACUUCUGCUGGCAGGCCAUUGUUGUUGAAAUCUCUUAUCUACAGGCUCCUGAGGCUUCCAGCGUACAAGGUCCGGCACCAUUCGUUUGUUGCAAUGAACAUUCGUAUUACUGAGGCUCUGGAAUUGGUGCGCGCCCUGGUCGAAGUCUACACACAGAAUAUGGGAGUGUUUGAGAACCAGGAGGUCUUUAUGACAGCCGUAAUUGACCUCUUUGCGCACCUGGAAGAGAAGAGCAGAACUGCAUCUGGGGGACCACUUGGGGUUCCACAUAGCGUUCUCGUGCCACCACUGCACCGCCAGUACGCAUCACUGCCAAAAGCAAAUCGACUCAAGGAACUCAGGGAUAGUGCAAUGAACAAAUUCUUCCGCCAUAUCUGGACACUCAUAUUCUCAGUUUCCGCGAACAACAUUUUGAACGCGGGGAACUUGGACAGCCUUGAGAAGACUUUCUCUGAUGAGGCGUGGAAGGAGUCAAUCAACGACCCUUUUCAGGCAAGGGACAUGAAACUAUUGCUCAACGGCCACUCGGAACGAGUUUCGAGUGGGUUCCCUCAAACUCGGAAAGCCGUCUGGAAGAGCCGAGUUACAGAAGGGGUCACAGAAAUCGCCAACACUGGAAAUGAAACGGGCCAAGCUAGCAUGACAACAGGGUGCCCCCCGAUAGGGUUGUGUAUGGACGACAGCGGCAAUGUGUUCGUUGGUAACCCUAGAGGGUCUCCUGCACUGACUGCUUUACAAGCCAUUAUGAAGACUGGGAUUAUGGCGAGCAUCGCUGUACUUGCUAGUCCUCUGAUUGCCGUAUACAACAUAGCCGUCUCACAAUUUCGUAUUCUUAGUCGCUUGGAGAUGGCCCUUGGAAAUACUUGCAAGCAGUUGGUAAACCGACUGGCGAAGAGCCGGGCCGCUACAAACAUCAAGAAGUUGUUCGCAACAAAACAGGAUCGGAAACAAAUGAGAGAAGCGGCAGCAGCCAGGAAAAGUGCAAGUCUUGGCGAUGAAAUUGAGCAGUCGUUAACUGCCUUCUUCCAAGGGCAUGAGCAGCAGAGGUGUCAGAGAGAUAAUUCUGAGUAA